GCAUUGUCAAGGGUCUCGGGCUCUGGGGCGUCUGGGCCGCCAUGACGAUCGCGGUGGGCUUCAAGUUUGUCGUCAUGUGCGUCCGGUUCCUCCGCGUUGAUUGGCAGAAAAUGGUCGACCAAGCCAUGUUGGUGGCCGAAGCAGGCGAGCCAAAGCUCUCGGGCACCGAGACGGACGACCCUAUGGUCCUCGAGGCGCACGGCAGAGACGCGAUGUACACCACGGCGCCGUCGCCAGCUAUCAACGAGGCACCGCAUCACACGACGGUGAUUUAGUUCUACGGUGUUUGCGUCCCUAAGAACUCAUUUGUAUAAU
Molecule: messenger RNA, 315 nt
Organism: Saprolegnia diclina VS20
Lineage: Eukaryota; Oomycota; Saprolegniomycetes; Saprolegniales; Saprolegniaceae
Exons: 1
Coding region: 42-275 (77 amino acids)
Source: RefSeq, a predicted model, not a curated record